Messenger RNA from Tripterygium wilfordii, 2211 nucleotides. RefSeq names its product protein DETOXIFICATION 42. Gene Ontology annotation, molecular function: antiporter activity; xenobiotic transmembrane transporter activity. The transcript has 15 exons. The record is from RefSeq and is a predicted model, not a curated record. Gene Ontology annotation, cellular component: membrane. Bases 347 to 1900 code for a protein of 517 amino acids. Lineage: Eukaryota; Viridiplantae; Streptophyta; Magnoliopsida; Celastrales; Celastraceae. Gene Ontology annotation, biological process: transmembrane transport.
CCAUUUUCUUGGCAGUUUCCACCGAACAAAAUUCUCUCCUUUUUGUCAUAGGAAGACCCCAUGGACUAGACUCUGGAGUCUGGAGUCCUACACGGUGGCAUUUUUGGGCCAUGAAAGUCUUUUUCUUUUCCCUCACUUUCUCAAUUCUCGCCCACCCAACACACACCCCAAAACAGAAUUGCGAUUUUUGUUGAUCGCUUAGCCUUUAUGAAAGCGAAGGUACACGUAGUCUUCCUCCUAUUGAUGAAGUUAGGUGAUCCAUGUGACGGGUGUUGAGUUGUAUCCUGGCGUUGAGAUUUCAAAGCUGAGAGGCUGUUUAAAGUUUGGUGGAUUGGGAUACCUAGUGAUGGCUCAAGAAGAAGACCCAUAUACUUCCACGGAAAGGAAGGGAAGUCCAGUCUGCAUUUUCUUUAAAGAUGCUAGGCUUGUUCUUAAAUUAGAUGAACUUGGUACAGAGAUAGCUCAGAUUGCGUUGCCUGCAGCACUGGCUUUGACAGCUGACCCUAUUGCCUCCCUGGUUGACACAGCUUUCAUAGGACAAAUUGGCCCAGUCGAACUUGCUGCUGUGGGAGUUUCUAUUGCUUUAUUUAAUCAAGUAUCAAGAAUCGCAAUAUUCCCACUUGUCAGUGUAACCACCUCCUUUGUUGCUGAAGAGGAUGCGAUUGGGAGAGCAAGCCCUGAUUCGCAAGAGGGCGAGGACUUGGAAACAGGUUCAACUGCAAACAUCGAAACUAAAGAGUUGAUACCACAAAAUGGUUCUACUGAGGAUGAGGGAGCACAAAAGUUGCAACCUUUUUCCAGCAGCCUUGAUAUUGCAAAAUACGACAAUGAAAGACGACAUAUUCCAUCAGCCUCAUCAGCAUUGGUUAUUGGUGGCAUCCUUGGUCUUAUCCAAGCCAUAUUCCUCAUAUCGGGAGCUAAACCUCUGUUGAGCUUCAUGGGAGUGAGCUCUGAUUCACCUAUGCUUAACCCUGCACAAGAGUAUCUGACAUUAAGGUCCCUAGGGGCUCCUGCAGUUCUCCUCUCAUUGGCCAUGCAAGGAGUCUUCCGUGGAUUUAAGGACACAAAAACUCCUUUGUAUGCCACCGUGGCUGGAGAUGUAACAAACAUAAUCUUGGACCCAAUCUUCAUGUUUGUCUUCCGUCUUGGAGUUAGUGGUGCGGCCAUUGCUCAUGUCAUAUCUCAGUAUUUGAUUUCAAUCAUACUCUUCUGGAGAUUAAUGCAGAAAGUUGAUCUCUUACCUCCCAGUAUAAAACAUCUGCAAUUUGGUCGAUUUCUUAAAAAUGGCUUUCUACUGUUGCUUAGGGUGAUAGCUGUGACAUUCUGUGUAACCCUUGCUGCAUCAAUGGCUGCACGACAAGGAUCCAUACCCAUGGCUGCAUUCCAGGUCUGCUUGCAGGUUUGGUUGGCAACUUCUCUUCUUGCCGAUGGCUUGGCUAUCGCUGGUCAGGCAAUUCUUGCUAGUGCAUUCGCAAGAAAAGACUAUGGCAGGGCCACGGCAACUGCAUCUAGAGUAUUGCAGUUGGGAUUGGUUCUAGGGUUGAUGCUUGCUGUCAUACUUGGACUGGGAUUGCAUGUAGGAGCAAGAUUAUUCACAAAGGAUACCAAUGUCCUCCAUCUCAUUAGUAUAGGCAUUCCGUUUGUAGCAGCUACUCAACCCAUCAAUUCCUUGGCAUUUGUUUUCGAUGGCAUCAACUUUGGAGCAUCUGACUUCGCGUAUUCUGCAUACUCCAUGGUUACGGUGGCUAUUGUCAGUAUCUUCUGCCUAUUCUUUCUUUCCUCCAGUCAUGGAUACGUCGGAAUCUGGGUUGCUUUGACCAUAUAUAUGAGCCUUCGAGCAUUUGCUGGCUUUUGGAGGAUAGGGACCAGAACGGGGCCUUGGAACUUUCUCAGGAGCUGAAUACUGCUUGGUUUUGGUUUUCAACGAUUCACUUCGUUGCUCUUUCAACAAAGCUGCAACUGUUUACAAUGGUUUUCUUCUCCUUGAUGCCAUAUUUGCAGUGAGAUCAGGGCACUAUAUUUACUGCGCUUUUCUGCUGCAUGGUUUAUUAUACCAUCACCUUUAAUGUUACCCCUAUAUAUAGUGAUACUGUGCACAUAAAAUUCGUGGACUUGCACUUGCUAAAUGUUAAUGUACUAAUAAUAUGUACAGAUUUACAAAUAAUAUUGCUCGUCAUCUAGAGUGAAUUAGAAAUCAAGGAAUCAACUCCA